Dendrobium catenatum is the source of this 1805-nucleotide messenger RNA. Its product is annotated as protein S-acyltransferase 8-like. Lineage: Eukaryota; Viridiplantae; Streptophyta; Magnoliopsida; Asparagales; Orchidaceae. The record is from RefSeq and is a predicted model, not a curated record. Gene Ontology annotation, biological process: protein targeting to membrane; peptidyl-L-cysteine S-palmitoylation. Gene Ontology annotation, molecular function: protein-cysteine S-palmitoyltransferase activity. Gene Ontology annotation, cellular component: Golgi apparatus; endoplasmic reticulum. The coding region runs from base 264 to 1523 and encodes 419 amino acids. The transcript is spliced from 5 exons.
AUUUCAUUUAUUUCCCUAAUGCUAUAUCCUUUACAAUGACCGCCCUCUAUUGAAUUCAAGGUGGGGGAUCGAAAAGAGAAAGAGGGGAAAAGAAUGCGUUCUUCCUGUUUCUCUUAGGUCCCGUGGCAGAAAAUUCUGACUUUUUUGUCUUCUGGACCUUCUUCUAUCUCUAUUUCUUUGGUGAGCGGAUUAAGAUGCAAGAGUUUGAGGUCCGCGUUCUGGAUUUUCUUCUUGUUUAUUAGUACGGAAGAUCAUCGUCUUCCAUGGCAAAGCGAGUUUAUCAAGUUUGGAAAGGGAGCAAUAGGUUCAUCUGUGGUGGGAGGUUGAUAUUUGGACCUGAUGCGCGGUCGCUCUUUAUCACUAUUUCACUUAUAGUUAUUCCUCUUGUGAUAUUCUGUGUCUUUGUUGCAAGACAUCUUCUCCACAAAUUUCCUACAUACAAUGCAGGAUAUGCUAUUUUGGUGGUUGCAAUUGCUUUUACUAUCUAUGUACUUGUGCUGCUGAUGCUCACUUCAGCUCAAGAUCCUGGUAUCAUUCCCCGGGCUUCCCAUCCUCCAGAGGAAGAAAUCUCCCAUGAUUCAAGUAUUCUGGAUUCGACACCCAGCAACCAAAUUCCUCGUUUUAAAGAAGUGAUGGUUAAUGGCAUGCCUGUGAAAGUCAAGUACUGUGAUACUUGCAUGCUGUAUCGGCCGCCUCGGUGUUCGCAUUGCUCAAUCUGUAAUAAUUGUGUGGAACGCUUUGAUCAUCACUGUCCUUGGGUUGGGCAGUGCAUUGGAUUGAGAAACUACCGCUACUUUUUCUUCUUCGUCUUCUCAGCGGCUCUUCUUUGUAUCUAUGUGUUUGCCAUGUGUGCGUUGUACAUUAAGUUUCUCAUGGGUGGGGAUUACCCCACGGUAUGGAAGGCAAUGAAACAAUCCCCUGCUUCUGUGAUUCUCAUGAUAUACUGCUUUAUCUCUUUGUGGUUUGUUGGUGGACUUACUGGUUUUCAUUUUUAUCUCAUCAGUACUGGUCAGACCACAUAUGAGAAUUUCAGAUAUAGAGCUGACAUCAGGCUUAACGUAUAUGACCGAGGUUGUCUUAACAAUUUCCUGGAGGUAUUCUGCACCAAGAUCAAGCCCUCAAGGAAUGACUUCCGUGCCAUUGUUCCAGAUGAGCCCCCUCAACCUCCACCCACAAUUCGCCCGCAGGACCUGGAAGAUGAUUCCGGAAGCUACCCUCGCUCGAAAGUACAAGAUGACCUUAGUAUCAGUGCAGAUCUAUCAAUGAUCUCCCAGCGGCACAACAUCGACGAGUUCGACGAGGAGAUUGGUGGGAAGAGCCCCGCAAGCAUUCCGAGCAUCGCACCGGAGUCGAAACUCGCCUUAGUUUUGGAUACACAGCUUCCUCUCAUGACAGCAGAUGAUGAUGAGAAGCUAGUCAUGAAUUUGAAUCAGAGUAGGAGAAUUGAUAGCUUCGGGAUCUUGCAUGAAAGGAGCUCUUCUCAAGAUGGAAGUUUGAAGGAUGAAAAAGGGGAGGUUUGUUGAUGCAAGAAAGGAGUAGAGAUGGAGAAGUUUAACGGCAUACCUGUAAUUACCUCAGGUGUAGAGCAAGGAUGGAUUCCACUGCCAUUAUUAGCUUGGUUAUACAGUUAUGUUGUGAUAGUGGUUUUGUUCUUUCUGUAUAGUAUAGAGAACAUGGAUUUCUUGGACUUUCUGUGUAAUUUCUUCCUUUUUUUCUCUUCAAUUUAUCUUAUUUGUAGCAUUCUUCACUUGCCAAACAAUUUGCAAAGCAAUUGCUGAAUCUUUCAAUUUAAUUUUUUUUUUACA